This is a messenger RNA of Blepharisma stoltei, 687 nucleotides long. The record is from the annotation of a GenBank genome assembly. Lineage: Eukaryota; Ciliophora; Heterotrichea; Heterotrichida; Blepharismidae.
AUGUCCGAUUUCGAUGACAUUUAUGAUUCUCCACACAAAAAGAGAAAAAUACUGUCAGAAGGCUCAAACGAAGCUCAAGAAAAACGAUUAAUUCCUGAAGUGUUUGACAUAACAGAGUCAUUAGAAAAAUCAUCAAGCACCAGUUCUAUUGGGGAAGUCGAAUUACCUAAUAAAAAAAUAUCAAAAAUUCUAGAAGUCCCAGAUCCACCCAAAGUAGACGAACAAAGCAGCGCAAAGCCUCACUCAAUUUGGCUUGCUGCCUAUAGAAAACUCAGCUUUGGGCCAAUAGGAUGCUCCUACAUUAUUAAAAAUCCUUCUAAUGAAGUCUUAAGUAAAUCAGUGGACACCUAUUAUACAAACUCAAAAUCAUUGGGGUUGCUAAAGCACGCUGUUUUUGCAAUUAAGUUUUGUGCUGAAAAUAAAAUCAAUGACAUCAUUAUGUAUACAGAAGAGGAUAGCAUUGUCCAGACUUUUGACCAAAAAUCCAGGGCUUCAGUCGUUCGAUAUUAUAAGCAGUGAAUUGAAAUUACUGGGAUGCUAAAUCGGCUCGGGAUCAAUUGUAGGUGAAAAUGGGCAUAUAAGACGACAAAUGCAGAAGCGUGCAAAAUGGCGAAGGAUUGGUUUGAAAGCCAAGUAAUAGAGGAAGUGGAAGAGUGGUCUGCUAAGCAAUUAGAUAGUUUAAUAUAG